This is a messenger RNA of Histoplasma mississippiense, 1908 nucleotides long. RefSeq lists its product with no specific name. Lineage: Eukaryota; Fungi; Ascomycota; Eurotiomycetes; Onygenales; Ajellomycetaceae. The transcript has 7 exons. The record is from RefSeq and is a predicted model, not a curated record. The coding region runs from base 1 to 1908 and encodes 635 amino acids.
AUGAGUACCCGGACAACUCGAACUCGUAAGAUCGAGGAAUCAGAGGCCGGCCAAGUGGACAGCAGAGGUGGUAGUGGUUCAAGUUCUGCCACAGAAAACAAUGAUAUUGACCAAGGAACGACCAUGCCCGAGAGGGUCCAGCAGCAGUCUGUUGAGUCUCGAGAAAACACCUCCCCGAGCUCUACUGGCUCAACGAGGCCGACAUCUCUGGUGCAGGCAACACGCAUUUGGGAAUUGGAAGCUCAUAGUUCCAUUACUCGUCGUUCCGACCUCAAGCAUCUUUGCGAGGCCUGCAAGCGUCUGCAUCACAUCACAAUUCCGCAUCUAUACAGGUCUGUUAUCUUUUCUACGACGGAGUUGUCGAUAGCUGGCUUGGUCACUGUGAUGGAGAACAUUCCAAUGGAAUACUUGAAAUACACGCGGGAACUUGGUUUCCGCGCUCCAAUUCAUGAGCGAGUGGAACGUCGUUGUGUUCACAAUGACUAUGCGGACUUGAACGACGAAGUGGUUGAGCAAAGAUGGGAUAGCAACAGUAUGGACGAGGCAAGCAUAUCAGAGCCUUUUUUCGACAUGAUGUCUGCUCUGAUGUUUUACAAAUUUCCCGAUGAUCAGCUCCGGACUUUCCGGUGGGAGCUGGGGACCUGUGUACCGGAAGAUAUGCUCUGGGGUGGGCAGUCACCCCUCAGGAAUCAGAGGCAGAUUGAAUCAGUUACCCUCGUCACAGAUGGCGGAUGUGGUGCCAGCAUAUUUACACAAUACUUUGUAGACCUCGCUCGAUUAGAGGGACUACGGUCGCUCGAAUGGAGAGGCCUACAACGGUAUGAUGACUUUGAGUCGAUUGCAAAGUGUAUUGCAGUGCGUGGACACCAGAUAGAAUCUCUGAGCCUUGAUCUCGUGUUCUGGAACCGCGCAGAGAUGAUCUGGAUAGAUGUAUUCAGUGAACGAAUUCAACAACGAACAAGGGUUCCCGACAACUUCUUCGCGCACACAGUGCUGGGCAUCCAGCCAGGAGUCCACAAGCAAUCCCUGCCACACCUAAAAUUUCUGGCCUUGUCGAGUGUAUCGUUCCACCACGCAGGCAUGGAAAUGUUGGAUGCUUUCAACGUCGAACGACUGCAGAGUUUGAAGCUAUGCAACUGCCCGGGCACCCUUGACUGGUUGCAACUGGUAAUUGCUUCAGAGAUGGUGAUGAACUUGAAAAGCUUCGAACUUGUUUUCAACUCCGGCACCAGUGACCUCAGGUUGGAUUCCGUUGAACGUCUUAGUGAAACCGUGGGCGGUUUCAUCCGGCGUCUUCGGGGACUAGAAAACCUAUUCAUCAUGCUCUCAUGUCCAGUUGACUGGAACACUGUCGCAGAUGCAAUAUCAACUCACGAUUCCAGCCUCAAACGUGUUGUUACUCAUUGUCUAGACGAUAUAGGUGGCUGCGACUUCAAUGACAGCGACGUACCCUGGAACCUUCAAUUCGACCAUGUCCUGGAUGGGAGAUGCUUGGAGGGUUUUGGAACGUCCAUGUUACCGCGAGAACUGCUCGGUCACUUCAGACGCAUGUCGACUAGACCGGUUUGCAAAUUGUUACACCUCAGAACAAGCGGAAUUGUCCUUGAUGGACUGGUUGGUUUCGAGGAGGAGGCACCUGCCAGUGACGUAUUUGGGACAACUGUACUUGGCAAGGACGAGUACAACUUUGCAGAGUGGGCGUUUAGUACUGACGGCCUGCCUAAUCUUCAGAUCCUCGCCCUGGGGGACUUUUCGUUUGAAGGCCGCUAUUCGAAAUAUAACGUUCUACUUUGCAGAUCAGACAGCGGCUAUCAAAUAUUGACCCGUCUUAACACGCAGUCAUGGGAUCUCGUCCAGAACAAUACGGACAUGCUGGCAGCAUGCCCUUUUGAUGCAAUUAUGAUCUAG